Messenger RNA from Arthroderma uncinatum, 1962 nucleotides. Its product is annotated as nucleolar GTP-binding protein 1. The record is from RefSeq and is a predicted model, not a curated record. Gene Ontology annotation, molecular function: RNA binding; GTPase activity; GTP binding. Gene Ontology annotation, biological process: ribosomal large subunit biogenesis. The transcript is spliced from 5 exons. Gene Ontology annotation, cellular component: nucleolus. NCBI's taxonomy places the organism in Eukaryota, Fungi, Ascomycota, Eurotiomycetes, Onygenales, Arthrodermataceae. Bases 1 to 1962 code for a protein of 653 amino acids.
AUGAAGACCACUUGGAAGGAUAUCCAACCGGUGCCGACGCACCAGGAGUUCCUUGAUAUUGUCCUGAGUCGGACACAAAGACGAUUGCCCACGCAGAUCCGUGCUGGGUUCAAGAUCAGUCGAAUCAGAGCCUUCUAUACGCGAAAGGUCAAAUUCACCUCUGAGACUUUCUGUGAGAAAUUCUCGGCGAUUCUUGAUGGAUUCCCAAGACUGCAGGAUAUUCAUCCAUUUCACAAGGAUUUGUUGAACACGCUGUACGAUGCCGACCAUUUCAGAAUUGCGCUCGGUCAAUUGUCGACUGCGAAGCGCCUGGUCGAGACGGUUUCUCGCGAUUACGUACGCUUGCUUAAAUAUGCACAGUCGCUGUUCCAGUGCAAGCAGCUGAAGAGAGCUGCCCUUGGACGUAUGGCAACGAUAUGCAAGCGUCUAAAAGAUCCGCUCCUCUAUCUCGAGCAGGUCCGUCAGCAUUUGGGCCGUCUUCCAGCGAUCGACCCCAACACUCGAACCCUACUUAUCUGCGGAUAUCCAAAUGUUGGUAAAUCAAGUUUCCUGAAGAGCGUCACCAAGGCGGAUGUCGAUGUUCAGCCAUACGCUUUCACUACGAAGAGUUUGUUCGUUGGACAUUUCGACUAUAAGUAUCUCCGAUUCCAGGCCAUCGACACCCCGGGAAUUCUAGACCACCCGCUCGAGGAGAUGAACACCAUCGAGAUGCAGUCGAUCACGGCAAUUGCGCAUUUGAGAUCGGCCAUUCUCUACUUUAUGGAUCUCUCUGAACAGUGUGGCUACUCGGUUAUCGACCAGAUCAAGCUAUUCAACAGUAUCAAACCGCUUUUCUCGAAUAAGCUCGUUUUCAUCGUUAUCAACAAGAUCGACGUGAUGCGCCCAGAGAACCUUGACCCUGAGACCCAGGAGCAACUGCAGGCUGUCCUUAAAUCAUCUGGUGUGGAGAUGCUGCAGCUUUCAUGCACUACGACCGAAGGAGUGACUGCGGUGAAAAAUGCGGCUUGCGACAGACUGAUCGCCGAGCGAGUUGCACAGAAGUUGAACACGGGUGCCAAUAGCUCAGGCGCUCCUACAGGACGACUGGGCGACGUUUUGGCUCGUAUUCAUGUAGCUCAACCUUUGGGUGGAGUGCGUGAAACGUUCAUCCCGGAGGCCGUCAAGACGCUCAAGAAAUACGAUAAGAAUGACCCCGAGAGACGCAAACUGGCAAGGGAUAUCGAAGAAGAGAAUGGUGGCGCUGGUGUUUACAGCUUUGAUCUCAAGGAGGGCUACCUCCUCGCCGAUGACGAUUGGAAGCACGAUAAGAUGCCUGAGGUCUGGGAAGGAAAGAACAUCUACGACUUUGUCGAUCCUGAUAUUGAGGAGAAAUUGGCACAGCUGGAAGAGGAGGAAGAGAAGUUGGAGGAAGAAGGAUACUACGACUCUGACGAAUCCGUUGAAGAUGCUGACGAGGCUGAGAUUCGCAUGAAAGCUGAUCUGAUCAGAGAGAAGCGGGCACUGAUCAUGAAUGACUCGAAGAUGAGGAAAUCCCUGAAGAACCGCGCGCUGAUUCCACGAAGCUCAAGGAGCAAGAAACUGUCUGAUAUGGAGAAACAUCUCGAUUCGAUCGGUUACAAGGCAACUGCCUCUUCUUCGCGUGCCAGAGCUCAGCCUCAAUCCCGUGGCCGAACCGCCACUAGAGAUGAGCCAGAUGCCAUGGACGUUGAUACCCCAGAGUCGCAACACGAUGCACUCCGACGAGCCGUCAGCCGUGCACGAAACCAGGCAGCUACCAACCGUCGCGUGGACGGUGUGACCAACUUGUCAAGCAGGUCCAACGCAGAGCGACUCAUGAAACUCGGCCAGAAGACCAUGAACCGUAUGGCCAGACAGGGUGAAGCAGACAGACACACUCCUGCCUCUCUACCCAAACAUUUGUUCUCUGGCAAGCGUUCUAUCGGCAAGACCCAACGACGUUAA